AUGGAUAGAGAGAAUAAUGGCUUCGCUUAUACUGAAUCUUAUGACACAUUACAUGUCAGGGGGCUGAAGGAAGAUCGUAAGGCAGCCAGUCAUGAUGCUAAGAGCACUAUCCUAUCUUCUUUAGCAGCUGCUCGUCAAAUGGAGAAUCAUGAGCUUCAUGGUGAAACGUCUCUUGCAAUUCCCGGAUGGUAUGUUGAUGUUUCUCCUGGAUAUCCAGGAGUGGCGUCCUUGUACAAGAUUGAAAAGAUCAUGUUUCAUGGGAAAUCAGAGUGUAGCCAAGAUCUUCUUGUAUUUGAGUCGUCAGCUCGUGGCAAGGUUGUUAUCUUGAACGGCUCUCUUCAACUGGCGGAGAUGGAUGAGUUUGCUUACCAAGAAAUGAUAACUCACCUCCCCCUCUGUUCAAUUCCAAACCCUAAGAAGGUAUUGCUUAUAGGAGGUGGGGACGGUGGAAUUCUGAAAGAAGUAUCUCGGCAUGCUUGUGUCGAGCAAAUUGAUAUUUGUGAAAUUGACAAAAUGGUGGUUGAUGUGUACAGGCAGCAUUUUCCUGACAUAGCAGUUGGAUACGAGGAUCCCCGGGUGACUCUCCAUUUAGGCGAUGGAGUUAAGUUUCUGAAGCAUGUUCCUCAAGGCGCUUACGAUGCUAUUAUAUUGGAUGCUUUCCAAAUGAUGGGACCCGAGGCGGAAGAAUUAGCUGAUGAUUGCUUCAUGGAAUCAGUUGCAAGGGCUCUUCGACCUGGAGGGGUCAUGAGCUGUCCAGCAGACAGCUUGUGGCACCAAGAAUUUUCCCUUGCAGAUUUCGUAGCAAAAUGCGGCAAGACGUUCAAAGGCUCUGUUAGCUACGCUUGGUGCACGGUUCCUUCAUAUACCAGUGGGAUGAUGGGUUUCAUGCUUUGCUCCACCGAGGGGCCACCAGUAGAUUUCAAAAAUCCAAUAAAUCCAUUGAAUCUGGAGCAUUACGGUGUAGCUAAAGGCCCCCCCAAGUUCUACAACUCGGAGGUCCAUACCGCUGCAUUUUGUCUGCCAUCUUUCGCAAAAAAAAAGAUGUUUGAAUCCAAAAUGAAAAAAAAAUAUGCUGCACUGCAGAAAUGA
Molecule: messenger RNA, 1089 nt
Organism: Populus euphratica (Euphrates poplar)
Lineage: Eukaryota; Viridiplantae; Streptophyta; Magnoliopsida; Malpighiales; Salicaceae
Product: spermidine synthase 1-like
Exons: 9
Coding region: 1-1089 (362 amino acids)
Biological process (GO): spermidine biosynthetic process
Cellular component (GO): cytosol
Molecular function (GO): spermidine synthase activity
Source: RefSeq, a predicted model, not a curated record